Camellia sinensis is the source of this 1707-nucleotide messenger RNA. NCBI's taxonomy places the organism in Eukaryota, Viridiplantae, Streptophyta, Magnoliopsida, Ericales, Theaceae. The record is from RefSeq and is a predicted model, not a curated record.
AUGGACCGUGUUGCUGAGAAGAGUAGAGCUCCCAAGGCACUAACAAGAGUAGGUUGCAAAGCCCAAUUUCGCAUACGGUACGAUGCGGAUGAUGGUGAAGGGGGAAAGUAUGUUGUGACUCACUUCGUCGCAGACCACAACCAUGAAUUGGCGGAACAACACUGUGUGAUGUAUCUGAGGUCACAUCGCAGUUUAAACAGUGCUGACAAAGCUCAAGCAAUGGCUAUACGCAAUGUCGGUGUGAAGACUAGCCAAAUCAUGAACUAUAUGGUAAAUCAGUCCGGGUCUUAUGAGAAUGUUGGUUUCAUCCGUACGGAUCUGCACAACCAUAUUCAAGCCGAACGUAGAGCAGAAGUUGAGGAUGGUGAUGCGCAGGGUGCGUUGGUUUACCUAUGCGCAAAACUUGAUGUUGAUGCACCUAAUGAGACAAUUGAGACAUACACAUGGGUUUUGGAAACAUUUAUGGAGGCGAUGGGCAAUAAAGCACCUGUGUCCGUACUGACAGAUGGGGAUAAGGCGAUGCAAGAGGCAAUCAGAAGAGUAUUUCCAGAUGCAAGACAUCGAUUAUGUAAUUCGCAUCUUGGGAAAAAUGCUGUUUCAAAUGUUCACAUAAGUGGCUUUGCACAUGCUUUCAAGCAGUGCAUGGACAUGGAAACGGAUGAGACAAAGUUUGAGCAUGACUGGACGACAAUGGUCGAAAAAUUUGGACUUCAAACCAACAGUUGGGUAUUAGAGACAUAUGAGAAACGUCAUAUGUGGGCUGAGGCAUAUAUGCGUGGACAUUUCUUUGCUGGGAUGAAGAGCACUCAACGCUCGGAGUGUAUGAAUGCUUAUUUCAAUCCCUUCCUCCAACACAAAUUGAAGCUAUAUGAAUUUGUUAGGCACUAUGAUCGGGCUCUUGCAAGGAUAAGGUAUAACGAGGCUGGAGAUGAUGCUGAAACAAAUAACACUUUUCCGUUUGAGUCGUUGGGGCUACCUUGCUGCCACAUGAUAUGUGUUAUGAAAGCUGAAAAUUUAACGCAAAUUCCCCCAACUUGUGUGCUGCAUAGAUGGACAAGGGCUGCAAGCAAGGAUGGCCAGCAAUGGCCUCAACCCUCAAUUGAUAGCACUACAACACAGACGGCCCGGUAUGGGAUAUUGUGUUCUUCCUACAACGAAAUGUGUUUCCAUGCCUCGCAAUCAACGGAAGGUUUCAAAGAUGCUAGGGAUGCAUGUCUUCCGAUGACGAGCCGGAUGAAGAAGUUAUAUGAGAGGAAUUUGAACGACGGGAAUGGAGACAAAGGGAAACAUUCAUUCCAUCGACAAUUUGGAGUAGAAGAUCCUAAUGUUAUGAAGACAAAAGGGAACCCAGGACGGGCCUCGUCCAACUGUCGAAGACCAAGAAAAUGUGGGAAUUGCAAAUGCAUUGGGCACACAAAGCGAACGUGUCCUAAGGUUCGGUUUAGCCGAACAGUGGGUACUAACUCAGAUGCAGAUACACCCCACAUAACUGACUGUGAGUACAAUGCGGAGUCAUUGCCCGUUCGCUGCAAAACUGGGUUGGUGGAUCUAAGUACACCGCACAUUAAGCAACGGCGACUAUUUUUCAAUGUUUCUCCUGAUUCUGAGCAGCCUGUGGGCCAAUACGGUAGUGUUGAAGCAGUAAUGUGGAAAAAUGAUUCGAACACAAUUGAUGAGGUGAAUCAGGUAGACAGUACUAGCUAUUGA